AUGCCUUUCGGACAGAUGCUCUCUGGGCCACCGCGCUCGCCACCACCAUACAUCGCCUACAGGUCUGCUACCCCAAUCACGACUCGACACGCCCUCUCUUGUGACAGGGCGACACUCAUUUCUCCUCCGGAAACACCGUCUACCGAGUGCAGCGAUAUACACAUCGCCAGAAGCGAUGACCACCCACCUCCUGGGCCGUCCACCAUCACCCCCACGGCACCCUUCAUCAUCCGUCCCCACCCUACAUACGCCAUAUUCCAGUCCCCCAUCCCCGCAGAUCCAACGGAUAUCGGCGGGCUGCCAACCACGUCACACCCUUACAUGCAACUGUAUCUUCAGAACGAGCGUCUCCGCCGCCCAAAACCAUGGAGAAGCGACGAUGCCGGAAAUGCCCUGAUGAGGGAAAAUAGCUUGUUUGUACUCGGCGCGGUGGCCAUACUUCGCCAGCCCGCGCACCACAGUUUCACGGCCUUUUGGCCACCGAAUCACGAGGAAAAACAGGAAACGGUUCGCCGAAUCAGCUAUGCGGUCGGUGCGUAUAUUAUGUUCCAAUUUCUCAGCUUUAUCUACCACUUCCCGUGCGCGACUUGCCUCCUCCCUUCCCUUUCUCCUUUCCAUCCAGCAAACCUCACUGACCGUCACUCCUUCUAUCCAGAGAAUGACCAAGUCACUUUUCUUCCCUGCGAACUCUCGGAGCCUCCCUCCUUGCUUGCCGAUGUCGCCACCUUCCUUGCCGCCCAUCACGCAUACAGGGCGUCCUUCAAGAACGCCCUGAUAGAAUGGCGUACUUCCACGUCACGCUCCCGCACUACCGUGUCCUCUCUAUGCGAGCACGCACGCCCAAGCCCUGCCGUAUUGGCCUACCUCGACGGUCUUUCGAUGACUGCCGAUUUGGCCCGCGACUGCUACAUUGUGAAAGGCAUUGUUAUGGAGGCCCAGAGGGUCAAGGCGCAGAAGGCGGCGGAGGAAAAGGAAGAGAUGGAGCGGAGGGAGUUAGCAACCUGGCACAGCACUCCACGGGCGCAGGUUCAGGUCCCACAGCCCAGGAUGGGGGGCAAGGGGAAGGGGAGGAAGGUUACAGCUGUGGCUGCUCAGAAGAAGACCAAAACGGCGGUAGCACCGGAGAAGAAGGCGAAGAGGGCGAGGGCGAAGAAGGUGGUGGUGGAGAAUGUCGCCCCACGGCGGAGCGCUAGGUUGAAGAAGGAUGUUGCUGAGCCCGCUCCUGCGGUUGCGCAAGAGCCGGUGGAGGAAGCCGUGGAAGUCGAGGACGAGGUGGUCGACGUUGAGGUUGAGGUGCUAGUUGCGUCUGCGGGCACGGACGCGCGUCAAGGGGCUGAGUCUCCCGUCCGUAUCGCUUCUCCUCCCCCUGCUCCUGUCCCUGCUCCUGCCCCUGCUCGGCGCAGUGCUAGGGGCAAGCAACCCGCACCAGCCCCGGCCAUUUCAACCACUCACAUUGAGGAUGGUGUCACCCCUCCCAUUCCCACCCACACCGCUGCCUCGAACAACGCCUCCGUCGUACGCCGCACUGUGAAGAAGCUCCCGAGAAGUGGUGAUUUCGUGAUCACCUCGACCCCCAGCACCGUCAUUGGCCCCGAUAUGCCUGGUCAUCCUGGUCUGACCGCCACGGUUCCGAAGCCUGUGGUCACGGGUAAGGCGGGGAAGGGAAAAGCGAAGGCGAAGGCUGUCAAUGAUGGCGACAAUACCGAGGGCGAGGUAAUCGUGGACGAGGUGGUGCAGACGGCGGAGAACUAUAACGUGAUCUCGCGAGCGAAACCUGAUGGGUUCGCCAAAAUCAAAAUCAUCCCGCUCAACUCCGCCAAAGUCGCGGGCAGCAUACCAGCUCCAGCUACUGCCCCCUCUCCAGCUCCCCCUGCCCCUGUGCAGGCCGCAUCGCCGACACAUGCAGCAUCGGGGGCGACCGCGCCCGAGUCAACCCUCGAUUUGUCCUUGGUAGCCGCUGCUAUCAUCGAGGAGAGGGCGACGACAUCGAGCUCAAAGUCUCUCGCUUCUCAUCCCGAGGCUGUUUCUGGACCAUCCACUUCCCCGCGGCCCACACCUGAAGCCCUGCCAUCAACUCCCCCAAGACGUUACUCUCAGCUCGAAUCACGCGAGGAGGCCGGUGUUCUCAAGGGCAUCCACUCUCCACAGAAAGUUUCCGUUGUUGCCCCUGCCUCCGAGGAGAAGGACAGGCGCAAGGCUAGGGGUAGGGUUCCUGCUACCUCCACCGUCAUCACGACCACCACGGCCGCUACUACUCGUGGUACGAAGAGGAAGCGGGAAUUGGGGCACGAGCCUAGUGAGAACGACGUGUUGGUGGAUGUGGUCGGCGACACCGAGCCUGAGAUUGGGGCUGGGGAGGUGCAGGUGCAGGAACCGCGGGCGAAGCGGAUGAGGAGGAAGAGUGCGAAGGCGCGAGAUGCUGACGCUGCGAUUGCGGCGGGGGGUAAAGGGAGUGGUAAGGCAAGUGCAGCGAGGAAGAAGUGAAGUAAAUGUAGAUGACCGCUUCGAGGGACGAUAACUGUCUGUGAAGACAGUAUGAAUUUAUUCAUAUAUCUUUGUUGUAUUCCUCCUCGCAUCCGUCACCAUCCGCCUUGUAUCCGUCUCCGCCUCAGCCUCCCACUUCUUCCACCAAUACUCAAACCGCUCAUCAAUCGGUGCUGAGCCCUGACACGGACGCGCUGGCGUGCUUUUGGCCCAAGUUUUCGGCCAUCUGAUGGCGUAUACGCAGCGGUAAGCUGUCCGCACGUCCAUAGAUAUCUCGGCAUGACCAGUUCGUCAUCGUAUUGUUGUUUUGUUACUUUUUUCAUCAGUUUGUUGUUUGUUUUGUUAUCGUACGUAUCAUCUCUCGUCUCGCAUCUCGCACGGGUCCCUCGUCUGGGCCGUCUUGUGUCAUCCCCACUAUGCUUCUCUGUCCUCGCGAUGUUAUAUCAUGCUCAUCUCCGCUGUCUCAGUACUGUACUGCUUGUUUUGCGAUCUUCACGAUUUGCUACCAUCUCGCUGCAACAUGUUUUGUUGUGUUUCCUGCUACUCUCGCCUAUCCAAUCUAUCCUGUCCGUAUUUUUGUGUAUACAUCAUUCAUAUUCUCGUACAUAGCAUUAUUUCUUUUCAGAUUAUGUCUCAUCUAUCCCCUUCCACUGAAUCUAUUGGGGCGCCGCAUCGCAUCUCGUCUUGUCUCGUUCGUGGCACAAUUAUCUACUCUCUUAUAUUGCAGUCUGCUUAGCCACUCGUCUAGUUGUUUUACUAUACAACUCUUCUGCUGUGUCCGUCUAGUAUUC
Stereum hirsutum FP-91666 SS1 is the source of this 3275-nucleotide messenger RNA. RefSeq lists its product as uncharacterized. The coding region runs from base 1 to 2484 and encodes 827 amino acids. Lineage: Eukaryota; Fungi; Basidiomycota; Agaricomycetes; Russulales; Stereaceae. The transcript has 2 exons. The record is from RefSeq and is a predicted model, not a curated record.